GCCAAUCUCAAACUGAACACAGUGAGAUCUAUUCUCUUCUUCAUCAGAUCUAAGGAAUAUGGAAAACGUUCCAUUUGCUGUUGCGUCUAAUCUCAUUCACAGGUUGGCUUCCUCAGAUUUUCUUGAAUUUGGAAAGCAUUAUGAUGUGACGGAAGAGUUGGAAGAGCUUAAGAACACUAUUGAAUCCAUCAAUGCUAAGCUCCUUGAUGCCGACGAUAAACAAGAUCAAGAUGAUGGUGUGCGAGUUUGGAUCAGAAGGUUCAAAAAAGUACUCCACACUGCAGAUGACUCCUUAGAUGACCUUGCUAUCCAAUUCAGGAGAGACAAACUGGAUGCAGCAGAAGGAAAAGAAGUAGACAAGGUACUUCUUUUCAUUUCAUCUUCAAAUCAACUUCCUUUAUACACUGAAAUGCCUGACAAAAUUAAAGAAAUACGAGAAAGUUUUAAUGGUGUAGUAGAAGACAUGGAUAAAUUGAAUUUAAGCCCAGGUUCUCUGGUUAAGCAAACUAACAGUGAAUGGAGGGAAACAUGUUCUUUUGUGCUAGAAUCUGAUAUCAUUGGAAGAGAUGAUAGUAAAAAGGAGAUUAUUAGUCUGUUGAGACAAACUCAUGAAAACAGAAAAGUUUCUGUGAUUGCUAUUUUUGGCCUCGGUGGCUUGGGGAAGACAACGCUUGCUCAGUUGGUGUAUAAUGACUUGGAAGUGCAGAAUUGUUUUGAAAAGAAAAUGUGGGUGUGUGUCUCUGAUAACUUUGAUGUGAAAACUAUUCUGAAGAAAAUAUUGGAAUCAGUUACUCGUCGCCCGACAGCAGAUGGGUUGUCAUUAGACUACUUGCAAGAAGAACUUCGUGAAAAUUUAAGUGGUAAGAAAUAUUUGUUGGUCCUGGAUGACAUUUGGAAUGAGAGACGUGACAAAUGGAUUGAAUUGAGAAAGUAUUUGAUGUGUGGCGCUCAAGAUAGUAAAAUUUUAGUGACAACUCGAAGUGAAAAUGUAGCAGAGGCAAUGACUGCCAGCACUUCCUAUCCUUUGAAAGGUUUGACUGAUGAAGCAUCUUGGAGUUUGUUGAAGAGCGUUGCAUUUGAGGAUGAUUUGAAAGGAGUGAAUCAAAAUCUAGAAUCAAUGGGGAAAGAAAUAGCCAAAAAAUGUAAAGGGGUUCCACUGGCAGUUAAAACCCUGGGAGGCCUGUUAGGAGGACAAAACGAAGAAAGUGUAUGGGAGAAUGUUUUAAGCGGUGACUUCUGGAAAUCAUGUGAAGAGCAAGAUAGUAUCAUGCCAAUUCUAAAACUCAGUUACCGCAACUUGUCGCCAGAAAUGAGACAAUGUUUUGCUUAUUGCUCUUUGUACCCCAAGGAUUCUAGAAUUCAAAAGGAUGAGUUGAUUCAGUUAUGGAUGGCACAGGGUUACCUUCAAUGUUCAACUGAAAAACAGCAGAUGGAGGAUGUCGGUAAUCAAUUUGUAAAGAUAUUUUGGAUGAACUCAUUUUUUCAAGAUGCGGAUGGUGAAUUCGGUGAGAUCAUUAGUUUCAAAAUGCAUGAUUUAAUGCAUGAUCUUGCAAUGCUAGUAGCUGGCAGUGAUUAUUGUUACUUGGAUAGUAAGGCAGAAAAAGUUGAAGGUAGACCCAUGCACGUAUCAUUGGAAUCUGAAGAGGCCAUUCAUUUGUUGCAAUCAUUAGAUCCGACCAGGCUGCGAACUUUGAUUUUUCCAUAUUACUUGAGAGAGGAGGUAGAUUUGUCGGUGAUUGCAAAGUUCAAAUACUUACGUGUCUUGAGGAUGGAUUCUCUCUCUGAUUCCACUGAACAUUUGAAGCAUUUAAGAUACCUUGCUUUAAUAAGUCUUCCCAAAUCUCUGAGCAAUCUUGUUUUCCUACAAACAUUAAAAUUGUUGAUGUGCGACGAAGAAUCAUUUUCAGAAGUAGUCACAAAAUUGGUCAAUUUGAGGUGCCUUGCUAUUGCUAACCCCAUGAGUGGGAUGGCAGUUGGAUUGAGAAAAUUAUGCUCUUUGCAAUUAUUAUCGACCUUGGUUGUGGGAGACAGCCAAGAAAUAAAAUAUGGCACACUAAAUGAACUGAAGGACUUAAACCUAAUAAGAGGCAAAUUAGAAAUUGUGCAUCUGAAUCGUGUGAGAGACGUGGCUCUGGAAUCCCAGCACGUAAAUUUAAAAGGAAAAAAAUUCCUUGAAUUCUUGAUUCUGGAUUGGUCGCGUGAAGACCUUCGUAACACUGACAGCUUGCAAUUAUUGGAAAACCUUCAGCCACACCGCAAUCUCAAGCGAUUGGAGGUGAAUAAUUAUCCAGGCGUGCUUUUCCCAAAUUGGCUCUCUCUCCUCACAAAUGUUAUUCACAUCACUCUCUGGGGGUUUGAUAAUUGUCGGUGUCUCCCACCGUUGGAACGUAUCCCGUCCCUGAAGUCACUUAAGAUAGACUGUCUUUAUGAAUUGGAAUGCAUAUAUCUCUGCGAAGAUGGUUUUGCAUUAACCUUCUUCCCCUCUUUGGAGAGCCUUACAAUAACACGUUGUCCCAAGUUCAGGGGAUGGCGGAGGCGGGGAGAUGAUAUCAAUGAUUCACAUUAUCUCUCCUUACCUCUUUCAUUUCCUCAUCUUUCUCAACUACACAUCUCUAGCUGUCCACAGUUGACUUGCAUGCCUACUUUUCCAAAAGUUGAGAAUUUGAACUUGUAUCACUGCAGUGCAGAGCCAUUAACAGCAACACUAAACUCAACAUGUUCACCCGAUUCAUCUUCCUCCGCUGCUCCUCUCUCCAUGCUCAAACAAUUGAUGAUUUCUGAUCGUAUGAAUUUACCAAAGGGUUGGAUGCAAAAUCUGACUUCUCUCGAGUCUCUUCUAAUUCAAUGGUGUGAAAGUGAAACACUUGAGGAAUUUGAAACUGGGUUUAAGGACGACACCAACUGCCUUCCUUCUCUGCGAAAAAUCAGCAUACAUGGGUGUAAUAGGCUAAAGGCCUUGCCAGAUUGGAUUUGCAACCUCUCAUCGCUUCAGCAUAUCGAGAUCUACUUUUGCCGAAAUUUGGCAUCGCUGCCCGAAGGAAUGAGUGGUCUUACCAACUUAAAGAUCUUUGAGGUCUAUGGUAGUCUCCUCUUAGUUAAAGAAUGCCGAAUAGAGACAAGUGCUGUUAGUCGCCAAAUCGCGCAUAUCCCACAAAUAAUCCUUCAUGAUUAGGGAUGAUAAAGAUCAUAGAUCAUGGAUAACGAUAAUGGUGGCAACAAGGUUCGUCGGAUCGCUUUGUCAAAUGGGUUCUUCCUCUUCCGAAUGUCCCUGCUUCUUCUUGGACAAGACAAAUAAGAGAAAAAGGAACACUUAUUGUGGAACAAAAAUAAUUAAAACACUUAAUUUUCAUGUUAUCAUAAACUAACCAUUCCAGAAUCACAUCAAUGGGUAAUGCAUGAUGGUGAAAUUCAAUUCAACUUCUAAUGUAAAUGCACAUCGAUAUUGUUGUAUGAUAUGCAUUUCUACACAUAUGUGAAUGGAAAAGACAAGAAUAUUC
Abrus precatorius (Indian licorice) is the source of this 3497-nucleotide messenger RNA. Its product is annotated as putative disease resistance protein RGA3. The record is from RefSeq and is a predicted model, not a curated record. The transcript has 3 exons. Gene Ontology annotation, biological process: defense response to other organism. Lineage: Eukaryota; Viridiplantae; Streptophyta; Magnoliopsida; Fabales; Fabaceae. The coding region runs from base 59 to 3172 and encodes 1037 amino acids. Gene Ontology annotation, molecular function: ADP binding.